AUGGCCUGCCUCCACGAGACCCGCACACCUUCUCCAUCCUUUGGCAGUUUCAACACCAUCUUGACGGAGAGCUCCCUCCGCAAGCUGGACCACGACGCCUCGGACUGCACCCCUGAGAAGGACCUGACGCCCACCCAGUGUGUGCUGAGGGAUGUGCUGCCCAUCGACGGGGGUGGAGGCGGGGGCAGCGGGCACAGCCCCAGCCCCAGCGAGGAGGCACACGACCAGUUUGCCAACAGCGUCCUGCAGCUCCACGAGAACGAGGCUGGUGGGGGAGGCGGGGCUGGCGCAGGGGCCUGCCCCGGGAACCCCGAGGUGCGGCCUACCCGUUACCACGCCGACCAAGUACGGAUCCACUGCCACACAGGGAGCGGCUUCCUGGAAGGCCUGUUUGGUUGCCUCAAGCCUGUCUGGACCAUGAUUGGCAAGGCGUAUUCCACUGAACACAAACAGCAACAGGAAGGUGAGGAGACAGUGGGGGGCAUUAAAGAAAUCUUAGUGCGAUAGGAACAACAACGGAAGGGGGCAGAGUACGUCCUUUGUGUGCAAAAAAGUCCUGGAUUUGAUCACCUAUUUUUUAAUUAUUAUUUAAACAUAUUACCGUAUUUUUUGCUCUAUAGGACGCACCCGACCUUAGGACACACCUUGUUUUAGAGGGGGAGAACAAGAAAAAAAAAAUCUCCCCCUCUCUGAGCAGUGCCCCUUCAGCAAAGCACCAUUUCUCCUGCCACUUUGCUGAAGGGGCGCUGCGCAGAGAAGGGGAGAAUUUUUUUUCUUGUUCUCCCCCUCUAAAACAAGGUGCGUUCAGUGAAGGCAACCCGAAGUCUCCAGAGCACGGCGGGAGUUCCCACUGCGCUCCGGAGGCUUCGGGUUCCUUUCGACCUGCUCUUUGGGGCUGGUGGGGGGAAGCCCGGAUUUCCCCCACCGCCAGCCCCAAAGAGCAGGUCAGGGAGCAGCGGAAAGGCUGCGAGCUCGUCGGGCUGGCGGGGGAAGCCCGGGUCGUCCCCCCCAGCCCCAGGGAUCACACAUUAGCUCCAUAAGAUGCACAGACAUUUCCCCUUAGAUUUUAAGAGGAAAAAAGUGCGUCUUAUGGAGCGAAAAAUACAAUACUUUUUAUUUUCUUACACCAGGGGUCUCCAAGCUUUCCUUGCCUCAGGCCAGUGUCUCCAGCAAUGAUUACGCGGCGGGCCGGAGGACGGGGAAGCGUGCCCGCAUACGCUAUUUCCAGUGCACAUCUGGGUUGGAGGAGCCCUGUGCGCAUGUGCACAAGAUAUUUCCGGUGCUCCUCUGACCCGGAAGUGGGUCCCCGAGCUGCACUGCGCCGCGCCACUAAGAGUGGGUGGUAGGUGUUGCUGCGGGCCAGAUAAGCAAGUCCCUCAGGCCUUAUCCGGCCUCCGGACCAUAGGUUGGUGACCCCUGGCAUACACAAUUCAAAGUGACUUACAGCAAUAAGCAAUAAAUAAGCAGUGAGUAAGCGGUGGCGCUGUGGGUUAAACCACAGAGCCUAGGACUUGCCGAUCAGAAAGUUGGCGGUUCAAAUCCCCGCGACGGGGUGAGCUCUCGUUGCUCGGUCCCUGCUCCUGCCCACCUAGCAGUUUGAAAGCACAUCAAAAAUAGGCACCGCCCUGGCGGGAAGGUAAAUGGCGUUUCCGUGCGCUGCUCUGGUUCGCCAGAAGCGGCUUAGUCAUGCUGGCCACAUGACCCGGAAGCUGUACGCCGGCUCCCUCGGCGAAUAAAGCGAGAUGAACACCGCAACCCCAGAGUCGGCCACGACUGGACCUAAUGGUCAGGGGUCCCUUUACCAUUACCUUUAAGCCACUUUCCAGCAUCCCAGGUUUGUUCAACCAUGCAGUUGUUAAGCUAAUAGCUCCUCCAGAUGACCUGUUUAUCGAGCAUUCAUCCUGAUUUGCUUGCACAAAGUUUACAUGGUGGUUAGAUUAAAUCUGGUCUUUAUUGCACAUUCGUUCCAAUUUGUUUGUGGGGUGGUUAAUGCAACAAUGAGCAUUCAUCCUGAUUUUCUUGUGGGGUGUUUGCAAAUUUUCCUGUUAGUUCAUCCCACACUUUUCUGUACAUUCCUUCUCAAUUGCAAAAAGUAUGGGAUUUUUUUGGUUUGAUUUUGAAAAAGCAGAUUUGUAGCUCCAGAGUGACAUGACUGUUUAAGAAUGCACUUUAAAGGUGGGAACCUAAAGUUUGGCGGGUGCUUGAAUUCGUCCCACAAAUUACCGGCAAUCUGAAAGUGCCCUAAAUCAGAUGUGGUGGCAUCAGGGAUGUUAUGUACCACUUUGGCCAGAGGCCAUUCGUCUGCCCUGUGAUCUUUCUGGCACAUUACUGCCCAGACAAACACGGCAACGCCAACCUCAGGUGGCAUCUGUGCCCAGGGGUGGCUCCGGCCAGCUUCACUGGUUAUAUAACUUGAGAUGCAAAGUGCAUCCUUGGGAGAAUCAGUCUCCAUCCUGGGUACAUUCAGUGGUCAGGGAUUGCUGCAAUGCGCUCUACCUGGGAUUGCCUUAGAGACGGUGGCUGAUCCUGAACGCAGCCAUUAGACUCUUAAUGUUUUCUAGCCAAAGGGGUCGCAUUGCAUACUUCUCUCCUGAAAAGAUCUGCACUAUUUGCCAGUUUGCUUCUGGGCCCAAGUCAAAGUGCUGUUUUCGACCACCGAAGCCUUCAGUUAAAUAACUGUUUAUUUAAUGUGAGCUGCUCCAGUUAACCUGCAGAUACAAAGAACUGCAGGGAGAAGGAACAUCCUCUAGCAGUGUACCUAACUAUUGUAAUAUAGAUUGGGUAUGCGCACCUGCCAAGAUGGGUUUUGUUACAAAUCCCGCGGGGAGAUUUUUCCGUCCCAGACGGUAAUUGUGGUAGGUGUUGCAUACUUGAAUUCAUUCUCAAUACUCCAGGCUUGUUAAGCAGGGCAGCUUAACCCUUUCCUUACAGUGAGGUGCGUUGAUUGCUUACCAUGCAAAUAGAUGUUAGGUGAGGAACAGGAUUGGAUGAAUGGCUGCUGAUGUCACUCAUUGGGAUUAACGCGCCUCCAUAAAUAGGAAGCUGCCUUAUUCUGAGUCAGGCCAUUGGUCAAUCUAGAUCAGGCCUACAAUGACUGGCAGAUGCUCACUAGUUUUUCAGACUGGGUUCUCUCUCAACCCUACCUGAAGAUGCUGGGGUUUAAACCUGGGACCAGUAGAUCAGAUGAUCUACUGCUGAGCUACAGCCCUACAUCCUGGAAAAGUUCUGCCAUGCAGCUUAUAGACAGAAGAGACGUAUGGGGGUCCCCUUACAGAAUUACCUUUCCUUGCCUCUCAGUUUUCUGAUGAUGCCUAUUCCCAUUGGCUCCCCCUGCUCUAGUCUGCCAGUUGUGGCCUCCCCUGGCCUUGCAGCUUUGUGAGCUGGCAGCCCUAAGGACUAAAAAGUAGGGUGGGUGUUGGGCAUUUCACCUGUUGAUGACCUCACACCAUCCAAGCGAAUGUGGACCAUCCUUUUAUUACGAUGCUGGCGUGUGUGUUCAUACACAAGGGGUCAUCAGCCCAUUUUCUCUCACCUGUGGUCUUCUGAAACAAAUAGGACAGGUAUUUCCAACUGUUACAGCUGAAUGCCUCUUACAUACAGUGGUACCUUGGUACUCAAACGGCUUGGCUCCUGAACAAAUCGGCUCCCGAACACCACAAACCCGGAAGUAAGUGUUCUGGUUUGCGAACGUUUUUCGGAAGCCGAAUUUCCGACACGGCUUCCGCUUGACUGCAGGAAGCUCCUGCAGCCAGUCGGAAGCUGCAACUUGGUUUUCGAAUGGUUUCAGGAGUUGAACAGACUCCUGGAACGGAUUAAGUUUGAGAACAAAGGUACCACUGUACUUCCUCCUCCUUUGAAAACACAUGGAUGGGUCAGGACAAUUUUCAGGCUCAAAAUGUAGACUCAAGUCCCACGUUUCCUUCCCUCUGGUCCUUUUUCUUAUGCUCCCCCAACUACACUGGAACUACCUUUCUGUGACCAGUUCAUGCAUGGCUGGGAUUUGAAUGGCCCCAUGAUGUUGGCUGGGAGCAACUGCCUGGGGAGAAUCAAAGAGCUGUGAGGAGCAUUGGCCCAUGAGGCAAAGGGAGGUGACCACCUCAGGGGGCAGGAUCCACAGGGGCAGCAGAUCCCCAUGUAGAUAGUUAUUCCUGCUUUGUUCCUGAUGUAGGGAACUGUUCCUUGGCAGGGUGGAUGGGCACCAUUUUGUGGGUCGACACAGGUGCCAAAAUGUAUUGGACCGGGCAGCGCUCCAUCACAGGGACAUAGGAACCUGCUCUACAGAGUCAGGCUGUUGGUCCUUCUAGCUCAGAAUUGUCAACACUGACUGGCAAUAGCUCUCCGUGGUUUCAGGAAGGAGACAUUCCCAGCCCUACCUGGGGAUAUCAAGGAUUGAACCUGGGACCUUCUGCCCUUCUCCUCAGCCCUGGAAAUCCCUUCCACACACACACACACACAGAGAGAGAGAGAGAGAGAGAGAGAGAGAGAGAGAGAGAGAUUCUACAAUUUCCCUACACAUUGGCCUCACACUUUCAAGCUAUCUUCACUGCCAUGAGGGAUAGAAACUCGGUUUGAGUAUUUUUUUUAACCAAGAGCUGAGGUUCUCAGAAUACUGAAUGUUACGUCUCUUCCGUGUUUCCGUUUGCCCUUCUAAUACACGCUUGCUUUCGGGAUUCCUACAUGAGGGAUAUGUCUCCCUCAAGCCCUGUGGUCUUGGCGGAAGGAGUGAUCCAUGCUCGUAGAGAGUCUGCCUUCCUCCUCCUCCUCCUCCUCCUCCUCCUCCUCCUUCUUCUUCCCUUGAACGGUUGUCGACAGCCACCUUCUCUCCCUCCCAAAUGCAGACCCCUGGGAGGUGCCCUUCGAAGAGAUCAUGGACCUGCAGUGGGUGGGCAGUGGGGCCCAAGGCGCUGUAUUCCUGGGACGCUUCCAUGGGGAGGAGGUGGCCGUCAAGAAGGUGCGAGACCUCAAGGAGACAGACAUCAAGCACCUGCGGAAACUGAAGCACCCCAACAUCAUCACCUUCAAGUGAGUGUGGGGUCUGGGUGAUGGGGCGCCUUGUGGGGGGGUGACCUGCCGGCUUCCAGGAGGACAGUGCCCAAGUGUGGUGUGGACAUUGCCUUUUUCCAAGCAAUAGACCCUCCUCCUGCUGAGUUGUUCACCAGCUCACCUGUGCUGGGCACAAGCCAUCUUUCCCAUGAGAGCAUAUAGCUAACUGUGUGUGUGCUUGGUUCAGCCUUCUGCCACUUGGUGCCCACCAGAGAAUUUAUAUGAAGAGUGUUUAUGAAAGUGUUUGCUACUGCCCUGUCAUACAAUAUCAGAGCAUUACACAACAAUAUACAUUCAGGUAGGUAGCCGUGUUGGUCUGACGCAGUCGAAAUAUAUUAAAAAAUAAAACGUCCAGUAGCACCUUAGAGACCAACUAAGUUUGUUCUUGGUAUAAGCUUUCGUGUGCGUGCACUUCUGAAGAAGUGUGUAUCUGAAGAAGUGUGCAUGUACACAAAAGCUUAUACCAAGAACAAACUUAGUUGGUGUCUAACGUGCUACUGGACAAUUUUUCUAUUUUUUUAUAUACAACAAUAUACAGUAAAAGAAGAAAACCAUUAAAAGCAGGACAGAAUAUGUUAGGUCCUUUGAUUUCAGUAGGUCUGCUCUGAGUAAGACUUAGGUUUGUUGUUUUUGUUGUUGUUUUACUUAUACUUAUACCCCACUCAUCUGGCCAGGCCUCCCCGGCCACUCUGGGCAGCUCCCAACAGAAUAUUAAAAUAUUAAAAUAUUAAAAUAUUAAAAUAUUAAAAUAUUAAAAAUAUUAAAAAUAUUAAAACAGCAAACAUUAAAACUUCCCUAAACAGGGCUGCCUUCAGAUGUCUUCUAAAAGUGAGAUAGUUGUUUAUUUCCUUGACAUCUGAUGGGAGGGCGCCACCACCAAGAAGGCCCUCUGUCUGGUUCCCUGUAACCUCGGCUUCUCGCAGUGAGGGAACCGCCAGAAGGCCCUCAGCACUGGGUCUCAGUGUCCGGGCAGAACGAUGGGGGUGGAGACGCUCCGUCAGGUAUACUGGGCUGAGGUUGUUUAGGGCUUUAGGGCCACCCUUUGACUUCUGCAUGACAGGAAUAUCAUAGAAUUGUAGCUGGAAGGAACAGUAAGGGUGAUCUAGUCCAACCCAUGCAAUGCAGAAAUCACAGCUAAAUAAUCCCUGAUAGAUGGCCAUCCAAACUCUGCUUUAAAAUCUCCAAUGAAGGAGACUGUCUGCCAUAUGAAGGUAAAAAUUGCAUCUGUUGGCCUUUGACCACUCCUUCUUUUGCUUCUGGCCACACCCACCACUGGCCUGCGGCCCCCAAGAGGUUGCACACAAGGAGAAUACUCAUUGCAAAGUAUUGGAAGACACAAGAGCUUCCCACACUGGAGGAAUGGCAGAUGAAAGUGAUGGACUAUAUGGAACUGGCGGAAAUGACUGGUAGAAUCCGUGACCAGGGAGAAGAGUCGGUGGAGGAAGAUUGGAAGAAAUUGAAAGACUAUUUGCAGAAACAUUGCAAAAUUAAAGAAUGUUAGAGUGAUGUUGGAUUAAAAAUAAGUGGCUUCCAGCUGUUUAGGAUUUAAAAUUAUGGAUAGAUUAAGAUUAAGGAUUAGGAUUAAAAAAGUUUAAGGAAAUGGAAAUUUGGUUUUUAAAAGGUAACAUUUUAAUGUUAUAUUAUAUCAAGAGUUAAGAUUGGGAUUAAAAAAAGAGGGAAAGAAAUUGCUGGACAAACAAUUUGAACUGGAAUACAAAAGAGGGAGGUACGAGGAGGUCCAGAAAAUAAGUAAAUUUAAAAAUGGAGAUGAAAAGAUGAUACUGUUUUUAAUUGUUCUACUUUCUCUUUGGUCUUUUGUUUUCUUGUUUUUUUAUUUUUUCUUUUUCUUUUAGAUUAUAUAUUGUAUAUUUUGAAUUGUGUAUUUCUUUUUUAUGUUUUAUGUUUAAUCUUUUAUUGAAACUUUAAUAAAUAUCAUUUUUAAAAAAAGAAAGAGGUUGCACACAAGGAAAUACGGCCCUUGGACUUAGGGUUGUUGUUGUUGUUGUUGUUGCCCUAGUCCUGCGAUAAAGCUUACAGAAUUCUGUAUCCCUGCUGUGUGUUACGCUGAGCACUGCUUAACUGUGUGUUCCUGCUGGCCUCUAACAUGCCCUGUGCUUCUUCCUUCCUCUUAGGGGUGUUUGCACCCAGGCCCCCUGCUACUGCAUCAUCAUGGAGUUCUGUGCCCAGGGACAGCUGUAUGAAGUGCUGCGUGCUGGGCGCAAGGUCACCCCCUCGCUGCUGGUCGACUGGUCCAUGGGCAUUGCUGGCGGCAUGAAUUAUCUGCACCUGCAUAAGAUCAUCCACCGUGACCUCAAGUCACCCAAGUAAGAAGGGGAGGGGGCAGACUUACAGUGGGGAGACGUGGCUGGGAGUUACCGGGGGACAGUGAGCACCAGGGCUGGGGGAUAUCUGGUUUUACGGAAACACCGCUAAGACUGUGUUCAUGGAAGACCAUCUUACUCGGCCACGAGUGAUCGCCAAGAAAGAGAGAGAGGGAGAGAGGUUUUCGGCAUUGCAAUACGUCACCAACUAAACAUUGCAAUAUACCGAUACUCAGGUUACAUACACUUCAGGUUACAGACUCCACUAACCCAGAAAUAGUACCUCAGGUUAAGAACUUUGUUUCAGGAUGAGAACAGAAAUCUUGCUCUGGCGGUGCGGCGGCAGCGGGAGGCCCUAUUAGCUAAAGUGGUGCUUCAGGUUAAGAACAGUUUCAGGUUAAGAACGGACCUCCGGAACGAAUUAAGUACUUAACCCGAGGCACCACUGUAUAUCACAAUGUAUGAAAUAAGGAUGAAACUAUGUAAAAGUGAACAGGAGGGCUGGGCAAGAUCUGGUUUUUAACAUCGUGCUAAACAUCGUGAUAUAUUGAUACAUCACAAUGUCUGAAAUAAGGGGAAGGACAGUCUAACUGAGCUAUGCACAUAGGUAGAGCCAUUGGCUGGCUUCAUAGUUUUUCCCACAUCGUGAUUUUUGCAUAGCAUGCACAAGCACAUCGUAAUAUGUGAUAUAUCGCCAGGUCAAAACCUCUGCAAGCAAUAUCACGACACGGACUUCAAAUCAGUUUUGGUUGAUAUAGCAAUAUAUCGCCCAGCCCUAGUGAUCACAAGAUGGGAUUAGGGUACCAGGUCAGAAUCAGCACUGCUUUUAAAGUGGCAAUAGGACUAGGACUUUCAACAUGUCAUGGUUGCCAGGGGAAGUAUGUAUUCUGCCUCCCUGCCAAAUUACCAGCAAGGUAAUCCAGAUUCUUUGUCUAGACUCUAGAGCAUAGAACCAUUGAAUUGUAGAGUUGGAAGGGACCCGGGGGUCAUCUAGUCCAGCCCCAUGUGGAGGAGCAGUCUAGAACCAGAAUGCUUCUCCCUUCAUUAGAAAGGAAGUUAUCCUCUUGCUGUGCUCCCCCUGCUGACUGCUGAGAGCAUGACUUCUCUUUCUUAUUUUCCUUGGUCAUGUGCACGGUGGGAAGAUCAACACUGCAGGGCCUCAUGCUUCUUCUCUGCUCUCCCUUCCCCACCCACCCAAUAGCAUGUUGAUCACUUACGAUGAUGUGGUGAAGAUCUCUGACUUUGGCACCUCCAAAGAGCUCAGCGACAAGAGCACCAAGAUGUCCUUCGCCGGAACGGUGGCCUGGAUGGCUCCAGAAGUCAUUCGGAACGAGCCUGUCUCUGAGAAGGUUGACAUCUGGUGAGGAGACGGGCCUGCUCAGAAGAGGGGAGGUGUGGGAAGAGGGAGGGAUCAGGGCUUGGUAGGCCACAAGAACGCAAACACACACACACACAGAAAUGUGAAGGCAGCCAUCAUGGAAAUGGAGACUUUCUCAGCAGUCCCCAGCCCUUUGCAACAGGACCAGGAGAGAACCAGGUUCAAAUCCUCCCUCAUCCAUCAAGCUCGUUGGUGACCUUGGGCCACUCACUACCUCUCAGCCUAACCUACCUCACAGGCUUGUUGUGAAGAUAUAAACAUGGACGGGGUUGGGGGAGCCAUGUUCUCUGGCUUGAGCUCAUUGGGUAUGAAUGCAAUUUAACUGAAUCAUCGUGAGGCGAUUAAAAUCCAACGCAAAGAAUAAAAUACAAGGAAGGGAGAUGGGGACUGCUUCCAAGAGUGGAACAAGAGGAUUUAAAAAUUCAGGUCGCACCCCAAGUGCCAAUCUGAAGAGGAAAAUCUCCCAUCCCAGAGGGUAGCCACCAUGACAGGGGCGGAGCCAGAACAAGGGUAGAGACCCAGAGGCUCUCCAGACUCCUGCCCAUCUUUGAAUGUUGGCCAUUCUGGCUUGGGCUGCUGGGACCUGAAGUCCAGCAAUAACUGGAGGAUUCCAGCUUCCACAUCCAUGUUCUGGAACAGGUCCCCAUCAACCAAAAGUCCAGAUAAUAUGUGAUACAGAGCUGAGCCUUCAAAUCUGUGUGCAUCGUGCAUAUGUGUUCGUGUUCCAUAUGGGAAAAGACACCCUUGAAUUUUCAUAUUCUAACAUCCUCCUUCACAAAUAUACAGUACACAUCUAUAUUGCACAUAGUCCAGAAAUUGGCAAUCUGUGCUGAACACUUCCUUCUCCCCACGGCUGCCAUAUUUAGAUGGCAUCUGUGCAGGCAGGAAUUGUCUUUAUGUUAUUUUGCUAUAGCAACUAAUAAACAUAGGCAUUUAAAAAGAAAAAGAACCCAAACAUUUAUUGAUUGACAUUUAUAUAACCAAUUUUUCUGCUAGGCAGAAAAACCAGGCAGUUAAAAACAACAACAACAACAACGGCCUGCAAUUUAACAGACGAGAUACAGAAUGGGAAUGCAAGUGGGGAAAUCAGUAGAGUUGACUACUGCCUGAGGCAUUUUUUUUGAGGGGAGGGGAGCUGAAUGGCAGGCCGACCUGACCAGCAUGGCUGAUGGAAGGGGUCUUGCUGUCUGGCCUCUCCCUCUGAAGCAGCCAGGGGGCAUAACAACUGCUUGGGGGGAGGGGAAUAAUGUACCUGGUUUGGUGAAAAUACCACACCUCGCCCUUUUCAGGGGACAUUGGAAGAAAAAGUCACCACAUGAUAUCAUGGGGAAAUAGCAUUCCUCAGUUAAUUUACAUUUUAACUUGUCUAUUUAUUUGGGUAACUUAUUGCAGAAGAGCAGAAUUAAAAUGCUAGAUGAUUCUACCACACAAAAUUAGACUGGAAGAAGAGGGAGGAAUGCAGAGGAAGCUGUGAGGGUUUUCUACGUUCUCUAUCCUGGGAUGGCCAACAGGUAGACCCCUCCCACCCACCCCAAAAAAGCUCAACAACUUUGUUGUCGUUUAGUCGUGUCCGACUCUUCGUGACCCCAUGGACCAGAACACGCCAGGCACUCCUGUCUUCCACUGCCUCCUGCAGUUUGGUCAAACUCAUGCUGGUAGCUUCACGAACACUAUCCAACCAUCUCGUCCUCUGUCCCCUUCUCCUGGUGUCCUCCAUCUUUCCUAACAUCAGGGGCUUUUCCAGGGAAUCUUCUCUUCUCGUGAGGUGGCCAAGGUAUUGGAGCCUCAGCUUCAGGAUCGGGCCUUCCAGUGAGCACUCAGGGCUGAUUUCCUUCAGAAUGGAGAGGUUUGAUCUUCUUGCAGUCCAUGGGACUCUCAAGAGUCUCCUCCAGCACCAUAAUUCAAAAGCAUCCAUUCUUCGGCAAUCAGCCUUCUUUAUGGUCCAGCUCUCACUUCCAUACACCACUACUGGGAAAAACAUAGCUUUGACUAUACGGACCUUUGUUGGCAAGGUGAUGUCUCUGCUUUUUAGGAUGCUGUCUAGGUUUGUCAUUGCUUUUCUUUCUAAAGAAGCUCAACAACUUUGGUCAAUCCAGUGAGUAGAUCACCGCCAGUUUUUUUAUAGUGGGAGUAGAUCACCGUCUCUUGGAAGUUGGACAAGAAAUGAAAGAGAUGGGAAACUGCUGCAGAGUUUUGUGAAAACGGUAGCAGAAUGCAGUCAGUUGCUACAUGCCAGAUGGGCCCUGAGAUUUAAUUUCCCCACCACAGGUCCUUUGGAGUCGUCCUCUGGGAGUUGCUGACGGGAGAGAUCCCUUACAAGGAUGUGGACUCCUCUGCCAUCAUCUGGGGGGUGGGCAGCAACAGCCUCCACCUUCCUGUUCCCACCAGCUGCCCUGACGGUUUCAAGAUCCUGCUGAGACAGUGCUGGUAAGUCCAUGAGAUGUAAAAAAAAGAGAGGAAAAAAGCCCAAACACCUCUCUCUGCAUCAGGAGUGAGAACCUGGAACCUAGAUGUGUGACUCUCCCCACCCAAAUCACUGAAUAUUAUACAUAGCUAAUUCAUUUUUGGAGACACAUUGGCAGGCCAACGAAAGGCACUUGUGUGCCGUUGUGCUCUGUGGUAUGCUGUUUGUGCAGGAUCGUGCUUGAACACUGAGGUCCAGCUCCGAGGGCCUCCUGGCAGUUCCCUCCCAGCGAGAAGUGAGGUUACAGGGAACCAGGCCUUCUCGGUGGUGGCGCCUGCCCUGUGGAACGCCCUCCCAUCAGAUGUCAAGGAAAUAAACAACCACCCGACUUUUAGAAGACAUCUGAAGGCAGCCCUGUUUACGGCAGUUUUUAACGUUUGAUGUUUUAUCAUGUUUUUAAUAUUCUGUUUGGGAGCUACCCAGAGUGGCUGGGGAAACCCAGCCAGAUGGGUGGGGUAUAAAUAAUAAUUUUUUUAUUAUCACGUGUUGUGUUGUCAAAUGUUUGCCAGUGUGUCAUGUGGAAACAUUUCUGUCCCACUGCCAGAACUGUGUGGCACACACUUCACACAAGAAGAACAACAUCUGGCCAUAGGGAGGAUUGGGGGAGAAUCUUCCUCCGUAUUUAUUUACCUCAAAUAUGCAGCGAUCAGAAUAUAACUGGAGGCAUUUUAUUUUACUUUUAAAGAUGUACCUAUUACCCUGUGCUGCACAAAAUUCCCUGAUGGGAACCCAGAAAUGAGCAUGCAAUAGCCGCAGCAAAAUGUGGGGCAAAUGACCUUCUUCAGGCAAAGCAGAUGGCCUACUGAGCGGUAGUUCUGCUGACCGAUGCCUUCCAUCGACGGAGGGGCACCAAUUGCCCUCAAAUACAACCAAGUGCUCAGGGAGAGAGGCCUGGGCAGAGGAUUACCAUUAGCUCAUGUCCACACCAGCUCCAUCCGUCUGUUUCUCUCCAUCCAGGAACAGCAAACCUCGGAACCGGCCCUCCUUCCGCCAGAUCCUGCUCCACCUUGACAUCGCGUCCGCCGAUGUGCUGUCUACACCGCAAGAGACCUACUUCAAAUCCCAGGUGGGUGUUGUUGGGCCAGUGCCUUUCUUCCAGACCCCCAUUGGGGGUCACACUCACUUCCUCUCCAUUUUCCUCAUGGAGGUUAAUACAGAGCUUUCCUCUCUCUUUCUCACCAGCCUAUGUGUUGUUUUAUUUAUUUGCUAUAGUUAUGCCUCUGUAGAUUCAUGACGGUGUACAGGGUUCUCCCCUCCAUCUUAUCCUUGCCUUGUGAGAGAUCAGUUAGGUGUAGGUUUGGGUGACUGGCCCAAGGUCACUCGCUGAACUUCGUGGCUGGAUUGGGUUUGACGCCAGGUCCUCGUCUGACACUCUUAGCCAGGGAAGGGGAACCUCGGCCCCGUCGGCCAAAUGAGGACUCUCUGUCUGGCGCUGGAACUCUCUCCAGGCCACAGUCCUUAUUGGCCCUGCAUCACCCUCUCCUUGAGUGUGUUUACUUGGCUGGAACAAGUCCUUGAAUGCCUCUUUGCUUGCCUGAACAAGGGAUAGAGAGAGGUGCAUGUAGAAACUAGCCUACUGGACCAAGGGAAAAUUGAUCUUAGCAUGCAUGUUGUUGUUGUUUAUUCAUUUAUUUAUUUAUUAAAUGUCUAUAUCACCUUUCAUCCUGCAUUACACCGUUCUUGUGGGCAUAUCUGUCUGACUCGAGAGGCAAUGGAGUGUGUCAAACUUCUGCAUCAGUAGCGCCAGAGUUACCUCUUGGGGCACAAGCCUGGGCAAUAUGUGUGGAGGUCUUGGGAUGCCCAGAUGAAAAGACCCACCCCCCUCACAGCCUCACUGAUGUGGUUCAAGCAGAGCAAGACUUUUAGCCAUCCAGUUAAGGAGAGUCCACAACCUCUAGAGCAGUGGUCCCCAUAUGUUCUUGGACUACAACUCCCAUCAUCCCUGAGCUCUGGCCUUGCUAGCUAGGGGUGAUGGGAGUUGUAGUUCAACAACAUCUGGGGACCCACAGGUUGAGAAAGGCUGCUCUAGAGGGAGACCGUUCCACUGUCGAACAGCUCUUACUGUCAGAAAGUUCUUCCCGAUGUUUAGUCGGAAUCUCCUCUCUUGUAACUUGAAGCCAUUAUCAUAGAAUCAUAGAGUUGGAAGAGACCACAAGGGCCAUCGAGUCCAACCCCCUGCCAAGUUAGUUUGAGUCCUACCCUCCAGAGCAGGAGAAAACAAGCUUGCUGCAUCUUCCAUGGGACAGCCCUUGAGAUAUUUGAAGAUCAUAUGUUAAGGUUGCAUAGAGUAGACCUGGUGAGGCACUAUUAUCGUCUUUUGGUUUCAGUACACCAGGCAGCAAGACCAUCAAACAAUACAUUCUAGGACUGUCCAUUGACAUAGCACCAACACAAAUGCAUUGCAGCUCUCCUCACCAAUGCGUCUGAAACCAGUGGCAUGCGGGGGGGGCAUCGGGGGGUCGCAUGCAUGUUCCUAUCUUCUGCCCAUGGACACAGUACAAUGUUUCCUUGUUCAGGCAUUUGAACUCUGCCAGAAGACCAAAGCCGUGUUCCUUCUUGUUUUCCAUUAGUUUCAGCUGUGUAUGUUCAGAAUCCAGGAGAGAAGCUUAUCAAUGUCUCCUCUUCUUUGCCCCGCAGGCUGAAUGGAGGGAGGAAGUGAAGCUGCAUUUUGAAAAGAUCAAGUCAGAGGGGACAUGUCUGCACCGCUUGGAGGAGGAGCUGAUCCACCGGCGACGAGAAGAACUCAGGUAAGGUGAUAGAUAUAGGAGAAGGAAUGAUACGGUUGAAAAGGUUCCUUCCUUGUAGUCAGGAGCUUGGUGGCAGCAGCAGCGGUGGUAUCUGUCUGUCUCAAGAGACAAUGGAGUGUGCCUGGGCCUCACUGAUGUGGUCCAAAGGAAAACAGAGCAAAACAUUGGGCACCAGCUAGGCUGCAGGAGUUGCUAGAAGAAGGCGUACAAGGCGCCAUUCAACUGCCUUAGGGCUCCACUCCAGAUUUUUGUAGGGUUUUCGUCUUAGCCUUUUCUUCUCCUGCAAAGCAGUGGAGGUUUAGGAUCAGAGUUUUCCUUCUCCUAGAUGAGCCACCUUCCCAGGCUGACCAGCCCCAACUGCCUGUUAGGAGCAGGUGCUUAUAAAUAGUGUGGCGCAUAUUCUAUGUUGUUGCAGAUAUUAAAUAUUGAGCAGUUUGAAGCGACUGGAAGCAUACGAACUGACUCCUUUGGAUAUGAAACAUCGCCCAAGCAAUUCACACUUUUACUGGCAGGACUUCAAAACAGAAUUAAAACAUCAAAAAUAUCCAUACAGUAUCUUAUGCUGCCCAGCACAGGCUUGGCAUCUUACAAAAUAUGGAAUAAUCCAAACUGACCUAUAAACAAAUCUCUCUCUCUCUCCAGCCUGCUUUCCAGCCUCCAGUCUGUUUGCUCUCCCUUCAGGAGACCCAUUUACUUGCAUUGUUUUCCCUGUAGCGUUCAGAGAGACAACCCACUUUGCAUCUUCAUUCCACUGAGUUUGGGAGGCAAAGACUGAAAGCUGCUCCCUCCUCACAUGAUCCCAGGUUACAACCCUCACAUGUUAGCUACCAGAGAACAGUUCAUCAUUACCUCUGCAAGAGCUCAGAGUCCUUUAGAAAAACUCUUGUGGAAAACCCCCUGUUUUAGCAACACACAUUUAUCCAUUUUCCAUUUUAAACCUUCCUUAAUACAUACACAGGGACGCGGGUGGCGCUGUGGGUUAAACCACAGAGCCUAGGACUUGCCGAUCAGAAGGUCGGCGGUUCGAAUCCCAACGACGGGGUGAGCUCCCGUUGCUCAGUCCCUGCUCCUGCCAACCUAGCAGUUCGAAAGCACAUCAAAAUGCAAGUAGAUAAAUAGGUACCACUCCGGCGGGAAGGUAAACGGUGUGUGCUGCUCUGGUUCGCCAGAAGCGGCUUAGUCAUGCUGGCCACAUGACCCGGAAGCUGUACGCCAGCUCCCUCGGCCAAUAAAGCGAGAUGAGUGCCGCAACCCCAGAGUCCUCUGUGACUGGACCUAAUGAUCAGGGUUCCCUUUACCUUUAAUACAUACAUAUUUUCCAUUUUUGCAUGAGCAUGAAUUAAACUAUUAUUCUUAACAGGUAUAUUCACUCCCGCAGCAGACAGCAUUAGUCAGACAGUCCCCCUCGCCAUUUGGGUCACUGCUGCCAAUUCUUUUUUUUCUUUUCCCCCCCAAAUAAUAUUUAUUAUUUUCAGUAGAUAAACAUAAUAAAAAAGAAGAGAUUAACAAUAAUAAAGACAAACAAAAAAUAGAAGAAAAAGAGGAAAAAAGAAAAAAGAUACAUACCACAUAUUACCACUUAAUUAAUUAAAAUUAAGUACCAUCCAUCUUCAUAAACAUAGUAUUUUACUUCCUCAAAUCUCUUCCAUCCGAAUUUCUUAGUAAUUAUAUGUAGCAGUUUCCAAUAUCAGUGUUUCAAAAGACCAUAUCACAGUCCUAAUCAUAUUACAUAGCUUUCCUUAUCGUACAUUUUCUUAUUUAUAAAUUUAAUUCCAUUUUAAUCCUAGGUCUAAUUGUUUCUUUCAAGUGGUUACAUAUCUUUAAUAUUACAAUGUUUAUUCAAAUAGUCUUUAAAUUUCUUCCAAUCUUCUUGGUGUUCCUCUUCUUUCUGGUCGCGGAUUCUCCACUGCUGCCAAUUCUGAAAAGCAGCCCAUCGGCAGCAGAGCUGGGACCCGGCUCCCAAGGCCUGUUCGUAUAGGAUGCCUGACAUCUGCUUUCCUCUCCCUCCCCAGGCAUGCUCUGGACAUCCGGGAGCAUUACGAGCGCAAGCUGGAGCGAGCCAACAACCUGUACAUGGAGCUCAACUCCCUCAUGCUACAGCUGGAGCUGAAGGAGAAGGAACUCCUCAGGUGAGAAGGCGGAAACUCAAAAACAGGGCAGGGAAACCUGGGGCCUGCUGGCUGCUGUUGGACUCCAACUCCCAUCAGCCCCAGCCAGCAGGUCCCAAUGGAUGAUGGGAGCUGCAGUCCCAGAAACAUCUGGUGGAUCCCACUGCAAGGGGUGCUAGACGUUGCAAAUGGUUUUUACCGGGCCAAUUUUUUGUCCAGGUAUCCCGACAGAGAUCUCUCUCCUAGUCCUAUUGGACACAAAGUCCAAAGUCCACUGAGCUGCAGCCGUUCCCUAAAGGAAAUGGGGAAGGAUCCUGAUGCCUCUGGCUGCUCCUGACCUCUAGGUGGCAAGCUUUUUCUGGUUGCUAUGCCAGAGAGCUGGACCAGGAAGGAUGGCAGCAUUAUCCAAUCUGUGGAUCUGAGAAGCAUGACGGGUUUUUCCCCCAUAAGCCCAAUGAUUCCCACAGCAUCAUUUGAGGCUAUACAGGAAGAGGGAUGAGGUGUGAGCCAGGGCGAACCCACUUGAGAAGGGCCAUAGCUCAAUGGCUAGGGCAUCUACCCUGCAUCCAGAUGUCCCAGGUUUGAUUCCUGGCAUUUCCAGGAAGAACCAGAAGAGACCCCCGUCUGGAACCCUGGAGAACCCCUACUAGUCAUUGUAGACAAUACUGAGACACAUGGACCAUUGGUCAGACUGGGUACAAGGUACAAGGCAGCUCGCUAUUUCCCUGUGUCCCAGGGAACCCUGUAACAAUAAUAAUUAUAAGUAUAAAAAUUUAUUAUUUAUACCCCACCCAUCUGGCUGGGUUUCCCCAGCCACUCUGGGCGGCUUCCAACAGGACACUAAAAUACAAUAAUCUAUUAAACAUUAAAAGCUUCCCUAAACAGGGCUGCCUUCAGAUGUCUUCUAAAAGUCAGGUAGUUGUUUAUUUCCUUGACAUCUGAUGGGAGGGCGUUCCACAGGGCGGGUGCCACUACCAAGAAGGCCCUCUGCCUGGUUCCCUGUAACUUCACUUCCCGCAGUGAGGGAACUGCUAGAAGGCCCUCAGCGCUGGACCUCAGUGUCCGGGUUGCACGAUGGGAGUGGAGACGCUCCUUCAGGUAUACUGGGCCGAGGCCAUUUAGGGCUUUAAAGGUCAGCACCAACACUUUGAAUUGUGCUUGGAAACGUACUGGGAGCCAAUGUAGGUCUUUUAAGACCGGUGUUAUAUGGUCUUGAUGGCCGCUCCCAGUCACCAGUCUAGCUGCCGCAUUCUGGAUUAGUUGUAGUUUCCAGGUCAGCUUCAAAGGUAGAGUGCAUUGCAGUAGUCCAAGCAGGAGAUAACCAGAGCAUGCACCACUCUGGCGAGACAGUUCACAGGCAGGUAGGGUCUCAGCCUGUGUACCAGAUGGAGCUGGUAGACAGCUGCCCUGGACACAGAGUUGACCAGCAUCUCUAUGGACAGCGGCGAGUCCAAAAUGACUCCCAGGCUGCACACCUGGUCCUUCAGGGACACAGUUACCCCAUUCAGGACCAAAGUGUCCUCCACACAUGCCCCAUCCCCCAGAAACAGUACUUCUGUCUUGUCAGGAUUCAGCCUCAGUAGACAAUUCUGAGAUACAUGGACAAUUGGUCAGGCAGCUUCCUAUUUUCCUGUGUCCCAGGGAACCCUGUAACAACCUCCCUGUAAACUUGGAUAACAUAUGUGUAUGCAUGUGUGUUUAGUUGGGGCGUUGUGGGUUGCUGUAGUUGAUGUAUUUUAAUUGCACAACCAUUUACAAUAAUUGUAGCUUGCCUUCCUGCCCCCCAAGGAUCUAUUCCACCCAGCGGUCAGGUGUCUGCGCAGUCCGUCCUCGUACGUUCUCAGUUUUUUCCAUCUCCAUCCAUAGGCGGGAGCAAGCCCUGGAGAAGAAGUACCCUGGGCUCUUUAAGCACCACCCUUCACGCAGCCUCCUGCAUGGCAACACCGUGGAAAAGCUGAUCAAGAAGAGGAACGUGCCUCAGAAACUCUCUCCGCACAGCAAGAGGUGAGGACUGGCCGGGAAAAGGCCUGCAAAGGAGAGAGCGAUUGAUGAAGGGUCUCUGACUCCUUCAGUGUUGUGUGGCAUGAUUUUGUGGGAGUGCAGAUGUACAGUACAGUUCACAGCUCCCUAAGAAUCUCAGCUUCCUUCCUUUUAUUUCUUUAAAACGAGCAAGCUUCUAGCCCUCAUCGUUACAUAGGUGCAUUUGAACCCAUGUAGGCAAUGCCUUGUCCAAUCUCAGAAGUCAGAGGAAUGGCUUAAUAAGCUUUGCUGUGGUUGUGGCUUCUGUUGUAUAGCUCCUGGCUUCCUCCACAUGCCCGUACAUUAUGCAUAGCAUUUUUAAAAUGAAGAAUAAAUUAGGCAUAUUUGCUUAGUUUGCAUAAUUUAUUCAGCUUGCAGAAUUCAGCUUUUCUGGGUACAGGAUUUCACUCUCCUGGGCACAGAAUUUGUCUCUUCAUCUACAUAUCUGUACACAUACAUAUGUUUGAAUAGGGUACACUUAAUGGUGUUUAAGGUUUUCCAACGCAACCUCCUAAAAUGCAGGGCCUCAAAAUAAGCCCUGAUGCAAAGGGCCUUUUUACAAUGUCAGAUGCAUGCAAUACACAGAUCUUGAAAUGUGACUGGCAUCUGGUGAAGAAUCUAGGAACCUGAAAGUCAUUGCUUUUUGUUGUUAGCCCUUAUGAUUUCCAAACAAGCACAGCAAUUUUUUGGUCAGUAUUUGGUGGAAUCUCCAAACUCAAAUGAAGGCAGGAAAUAAUUUCCAGUGACCAGGAAGCACGGCUUCAAUGCAUUAAGCUCAACACAUGGAACUGGUUAUUUUGCUACAACCUGAUAACUAUCGGCUUGGCAGGCUUUUUCUCUAGUGGCACCAUUGUUGUGGAAAUGUGAGAGGCCUCAUCAAUAUCGGCAUUCCGCCGGUUCUUGAAGACACACCUGUUUAGCAAGCAUUCCCCUGAUCUCCUGAUUUGAAGCUCCUGCUUUAAUUGUUCUUUUAACUGUUUUAACUAUUAUGCUGGUUCAUGGGCUUGUUUAUUAUAGAUCUUAAUUAUUAUUACUAUUAUUAUUAAUAAUAAUAAUAUUUUAUUUAUACCCCGCUCUCGCGGCCAGGGCCGGGCUCAGGGCUGCUAACACCAAAUAUAAAUUACAAUAAAAUGUAAUAGAAAACAACAACAAACAAACAAACAAACAGUUAAUUAAAAUACGACUUAAAAUACAGCUUAAAAUUGCAGAUGUUUUGAUGAAACUGUUUCACUAUGUAUUCUAAUUAGGAGUAGCUAUAUAUUUUUAUAAUCGGUUUUCUAUUUGUUCCUUUGUUGCUGGCUUUUAUUUGCUUGCAAAUGGUCUUCCUUCCCGAAAGGAAAGGUAGCAUAUAAAAUCAGUAAAAAUAAUUGGAGGAAUAUGACAUCAGUGACAGUAAAAGAGCAUGAAAAUCAAUAAAGCAAACCAGGAACAACAAAACAAGACCCAACAGGGGAUGCUGACAGCAUGGGGAACAAUUUUUCACCCCAAAGGCCUGAUUCCCUUCCAGGCAACUUUCUGGGGCCACAUGCCAUGGUUGGGCAUUAGAUUUAUAGAUCACCCUUCAGUUCGCAGAGUACAAAACAGGAUAAAAACAUAAAAAUAAGUAAAAGAAAACAGCAAAACAAUAACCGCCCCCCUUCCCACAGACACAUUUUAAAAGGUUGUAGGAUAAUAAUCAGCCAAAGGCCUGGUUGAAGAGGAAUGUUUUUGCCGGGCAUCUAAAUACAGUGGAACCUCGGUUUUUGAACAUAAUCUGUUCCGGGAGACCAUUGGACUUCCACAACGUUCGAAAACUGAAAGCGGAAGCCUCAAUAUAAUAGGGAAACUCAAAACGGAAGCCAUGUGGCCCAUUCAGCUUCCGAAAAUUGUUCAAAAACUGAAGCAGUUACUUCCAGGUUUUUGGCGUCAAAAGCCGAAACAUGCGGCAACAGAGAUGUUUGACGGCCGACGUUCCACUGUAUAUGCAAUGAAGGUGCCAGGCGAGCCACCCUGGGGAGAGCAUUCCACAAACUGGGAGCCACCACGGAAAAGGCCUCGCCACCCUCUGGACCUCACAUGGAGGAGGCACACAAUAAAGGGCCUCAGAUGUUGAUCUCAGGGUCCAGGUCAGUUUGUAUGGGGAGAGGUGGUCCUUGAGGUAAGUUAUUAUGCACACAGACACACACACCAUCCUCCAUUCAGGCAAGGCAGCAUUAUCAGAGUCCAAGGGAGAUGGAAAGAAGGGCCAGCAUGGGGUAUGGCCGGCAGAGAACCCUGAGGGUCAGACAGAGAGGGCUGGAGAAUUGGACUCCCAAAGCCAAGGUUCCCCAUUGCCGCUGUAAAAGGUCAAACUGAAACAACUGUGGUCCAACAGCUCCAUCUGGCACGCAGGCUAAGACCCUUCCUGCCCACAGACUGUCUCGCCAGAGUGGUGCAUGCUCUAGUUAUCUCCCACUUGGACUACUGCAAUGCGCUCUACGUGGGGCUACCCUUGAAGGUGAGCCGGAAACUGCAAUUAAUCCAGAAUGCGGCAGCUAGACUGGUGACUGGGAAUGGCUGCCGGGACCACAUAACACCGGUCCUGAGAGAUCUGCAUUGGCUCCCAGUACUUCCCUCAUUGCGAGAAGUGAGGUUACAGGGAACCAGACAGAGGGCCUUCUCGGUAGUGGCACCCGCCCUGUGGAACGCCCUCCCUUCAGAUGUGAAGGAAAUAAGCAGCUAUCUUCUUUUUAAAAGACAUCUGAAGGCAGCCCUGUUUAGGGAAGCUUUUAAUAUUUAAUGCUGUACUGUUUUUAACACUUGAUUGGAAGCUGCCCAGAGUGGUUGGGGAAACUCAGCCAGAUGGGUAUUGUAUAAAUAAUAAAUUAUUAUUAUUAUUAUUAUUAUUAUUAUUAUUAUGCCACAAUUGUUCUCUUCCACAGGCCUGACAUUCUGAAGACGGAGGUGAUCAUGGACCCCACCCUGCCCCAGCUCGCUAUCCCCGUGUGCCAGAAAGGGCCCCCGUCCCCCGGGCGCAGCCGGCGGGCAAAGUCGCGCUACCGCAAGGUCAGCACCAGAGGCAGCUGUGGGGAGCUGGCCGAUCCGGGGGGAGCCAAACGCCUAGAGCCCUGCGCGGCCCUCAGGGGGCUCCAGCACGACCUCCUGCUGCGCAAGAUGUCGUCUUCCAGCCCCGACCUCAUCUCCACCACCCUGGGAGCCGAAGGCCGCAAGGGGGCGGCCGGCCCCGAAUCCCCGCCAGCCGAGCAGCCCUGCAGUGAGACGCCCAGCGAAGACACGGCCUCCGUCCCCUGCUCCAGCAGCCCCGAGUCACCCUCUUCGCGACAAGGCGCCGUGGGGCCCCCAGGGAAGGCCAGGCUGCAGCCGGGAGAGGAAGCCGAGCGGGAGCAGGGCAGGGGCAGCCGAGCAGCGGCCGCACCGCAAUCCCAGCACCUCACGCCAGCGGCCAUGUUGUAUCGGGCAGCCGUCACCCGGAGUCAGGUAGGGCCGGGCAGGGGGCGCUCUUCCUUCCCUCCAUAGGAGCCAGUUCCUAGGGGCUGAGGUCUCUUUGCCCCCUCCCUCAAUAAAAUAUGUGAGGGGGCCAGGACCCUCCCAAAAUUGGUGGGCAUUUCCAUUCAAAUGGUGUGCAUGCAGCGCAUUUUGUGAUCAAUUCUGCAGGGUGGGGCUUACCCCCCCGCCCAAUAUUUAAGUUUGCACCCUUCCUUCCUUCCUUCCUUCCUUCCUUCCUGCCUUCCUUCCUUCCUGCCUUCCUGCCUUCCUUCUCUCCUCCCCCUUCUCUUCUUUCUUUCUCUUUCUUCCUUCCUUCCUUCCUUCUCUCUGUUAGGAGCUCAUCCUACACUCGAGUAGGACCCUGGCAGAGACACAUGCCCGACUGGCAUGUUCUCUCCCUCCCGGUCGAUCUUUCGGGAGCUUCAAAAGCUUUCUUCAGCCCGAACAUCACAGCGACCGAUGCCAACAGACAUCGGCACACUUAGGGAUCCGCAGAGUCUGCGCAGUUCACGUGACAGACCUCAGCAACUCAGCAUUUUGGCUAAUCUACUUUAUUUACAUAUAAACACACACGGAGCACUGCAACAUGGCUCCCUAUCUCUCUCUAGCAUCAGACAGCAAAGAGAGAAAACAAAGAACAAUAGUCCCACUUCACGGAACACAGUAACACAAACAUCCUGUCUCUGUCACUUCCCACUCUGUGGAGUCAAAACAUAUACCGUCAUGUGAAAGACAACAAUCCCAUGACUGCAAUCAUGGAGCAGGAAUUCUAACACUCUCCUCCCCCUUCCUUCCUUCCUUCCUUCCUUCCUUCCUUCCUUCCUUCCUUCCUUUCUUUUUCUUCCUCCCUUCCUUCUUCUCUUUCUUUCUUUCUUUCUUUCUUUCUUUCUCUCUCUCUCUCUCUCUCUUUCUCUCUUUCUCUCUCCCUCUCCUCUCCCCUCCCCUCCCUCUUCUGUUUCAUUCGUCUUUCUCAGGGGUAGUCAACCUUUUUAUACCUACUGCCUACUAAUGCAUCUUUCUUGAUGGUAAAAUUUCCUCACCACCCACCAGUGUUCGAUGGAAGGAGGAUUCAGCUUGUGCCGUAGAACCCUCUACUGCCCACCUAGAAUCCUGAAACGCCCACUAGUGGGUGGUAGCGACCAGGUUGACAACCCCUGGUUUCUGAACAUGUAUGAGAGCAGAAAGGGCUAAGUUCCCAAUGACACAGUGAAAGAGAAAUGUCUUUUCCUGCCUCCAAAACAAUAUAUAUGAAGUGAGCAAAUGAACAUCCCAGGGGAGGGUAAAUCCAGAGUCCUGGAGCCCUUGCAAAGCAGGCCUUGUUUCUUGUGAAAGAUGUGCAUACUGGUCUCAAAUCUUGUGAAAAUUCACAUGGGAAAAGACCCUGAGACCAUUGAGACAAGGGGUCAGCCGUGGGCCGGUCCACCGUCCCUCAGACCAUGUGGUGGGCCGGACUGUAUUGGGGGGGGGGAAUGAACGAAUUCCUAUGCCCCACAAAUACCCAGAGAUGCAUUUUAAAUAAAAGCACAUUCUACUCAUGUAAAAACACCAGGCAGGCCCCACAAAUAACCCACAGAUGCAUUUUAAAUAAAAGGACACAUUCUACUCAUGUAAAAACACGCUGAUUCCCGGACCGUCCGUGGGCCGGAUUGAGAAGGCGAUCCAGCCCAUGGGCCUUAGGUUGCUUAUCCCUGAUCCAGACCCAAGCUGUUUAUGCCAAGUGCAAAUGGCUCUCCAGGUAUUGUUGGACUGAACUGAAUGGAGAAGUAGGGUGGCCAGGUGUCCUGCUCUCCAGGCUCCUCUUUUUGAAGGACCGCCCCAUCCCAAGUCCGUGUUAAUGAUGAAGAACCCUACAAAUAGGGGGCUUGAAGCUGCCCAUCAAGGAUCCGCACCUGGACAGGCCCACAGGUCAGAUUCUUCCCCACAGCGUUGAGAUAUUAUUCCACUGAAAUUAUGUCCAAAUUUGCUUCUUCGUCUGUAGAUUAGCACGCACAAAUUUUUAUACAGAUUGGUGCCUGUGGCGAUCACACAGGAUUCCCGGACGUUUGGCGGUCUAUUGAUCCCUGUGCCACCACUGUGCUCGCUUCCCCGCUGCUACCAACCCGUUUCUCUCGGGUACACACUGAGUCCAGACAGUUGUAAAAAUUAAACCAAAUAAACAAGUUUACAGUGGUGCCCCGCAAGACGAAUGCCUCGCAAGACGGAAAACCCGCUAGACGAAAGGGUUUUCCGUUUUGGAGUUGCUUCGCAGGACGAAUUUCCCUAUGGGCUUGCUUCGCAAGACGAAAAUGUCUUGCGAGUCUUGAGAUAUUUUUUCGCUUCCCCCCCCCUUUUUCUAAGCCGCUAAGCCGCUAAUAGCCUUUUAGCAGCUAAGCCGAUAAGACGAUAAGCCUUUAAUAGCCGCUAAACCGCUAAUAGCGCUAAUCCGCUAAGCCGCUAAUAGGGUUGCUUCGCAAGACGAAAAAACCGCAGAACGGAUUAAUUUCGUCUUGCGAGGCACCACUGUAUUUUAUAAGCAUUAACAAGUUUAUUAACAAGGUUAAUAAAUAAAUAAUAUAUACACACACUCUAUAUAUAAAUAAUUAUAAAUAAUAAAUAAUAAUAAAUAAAUAAAUAAACAAGGUUAAUAAAAAAAAAAAGUUUAUUAACAAGGUUUCUCAGAUAAUUUUCUUGUCAGUUUCUUAACCUUAGUUUCUUUACCGGCCUAUACCUUCCUAAUACCUUCUGACUGAUUAUCUCAGCUGUUUGACUGACUCCUCUUAACAGAUUCUUUCCCUCUCUCACAUCAGACUAGCCCUACCCACUGACUUAUCCCCCCCUCUCUCUUCUCCAACUCCAGACUUCAGACUGACUUCUUAAUAACUCUAACUCUAACUCCUCCCCUUGGUUUCCUAUAGGUUAGUCAUUUUACAAUUAGUUAACCCUUUCCUUAUGAACCCAGUAUGAUGUCACACACCUAGGAGGGCAAACGCCACAGUGCCCUCUUUUGAUUAUGCAUUUGGCUCCCGUCAGACUCGGCCAUCCUAGUGGGUGGGCAGAGUUGAUGGGAAGGGUGGCGCUGUGGGUUAAACCACAGAGCCUAGGACUUGCCAAUCAGAAGGUUGGCAGUUCGAAUCUCCGCGACGGGGUGAGCUCCCGUUGUUCGGUCAAAGCUCCUGCCAACCUAGCAGUUUGAAAGCGCGUCAAAGUGCAAGUAGAUAAAUAGGUACUGCUCUGGUGGGAAGGUAAACACCGUUUCUGUGUGUUGCUCUGGUUCGCCAGAAGCGGCUUAGUCAUGCUGGCCACAUGACGCCGGCUCCCUCGGCCAGUAAAGUGAGAUGAGCGCCGCAACUCCAGAGUCGGUCAUGACUGGACCUAAUGGUCAGGGGUCCCUUUACCUUUACCUUCUAAGAGUCCAGCAACAAUCUGGACGACCACAGGGGUCCGCAUCUCUGAUUUAAGGCAAGCAGGUGUACUAGAGCAGAAACAAAAUGUCAGGCUAUUUUGAGGGUUCUGUAUCUGUUUCCGUUACAGUCCCAGCAGUGUGGACUGUAAAUAAGGAUCACAUGAUCCAAGCAACGGGAGAAUGAAAUCCUAACAGAAGGGGAUGCUUUUCCCCUAAAAAAGGCUUGUUGAUUCAUUUCGGGCAACAGGGUUGUUUGCUCAAUUCAGCCCUUCUCCAUCCAUACGGCCACCAUAGGUGACUUUUGCACAUCUUUUAUCAACGUGUCUGGGAAGUCGCACGUUUAAGUAGGUGCUGUGUGCAUUGCGAUUGCCCUGCCCUCAGCUGGAGCUGUGGCUGUGAAGCACAGGUACAUAGCUGUCAACUUUUCCCUUUUCUUGCGAGGAAUCCUAUUUGGAAUAAGGGAAUUUCCCUUUAAAAAAGGGAACCGUUGACAGCUAUGCACAGGUGAGAGGUUUGAAACACUGCCAGCCAGCUAUUAAAAAUCUGUUUCUGAGUGCCACAUGCAUGUCUGUUUGGAGCACGGCCCCAAAAUCCUAUUAUUAUUAUUAUUAUUAUUAUUAUUAUUAUUAUUAUUAAUUUAUACCCCACCCAUCUGACUGAGUUUCCCCAGCCACUCUGGGCGGCUCCCAAUCAAAUGUUAAAAACCGUACAGCACUAAACAUUAAAAAGGUCCCUAAACAGGGCUGCCUUCAGAUGUCUUUUAAAGAUAGGAUAGCUGCUUAUUUCCUUCACAUCUGAAGGGAGGGCAUUCCACAGGGUGGGCGCCACUACCGAGAAGGCCCUCUGUCUGGUUCCCUGUAACCUCACUUCUUGCAAUGAGGGAACCGCCAGAAGGCCCUCAGCGCUGGACCUCAGCAUCCAGGCAGAACGAUGGGGGUGGACACGCUCCUUCAGGUCUACUGGGCCAAGGCCCUUUAGGGCUUUAAAGGUCAGCACCAACACUUUGAAUUGUGCUCAGAAACGUACUGGGAGCCAAUGCAGAUCUCUCAGGACCGGUGUUAUGUGGUCCCGGCGGCCACUCCCAGUCACCAGUCUAGCUGCCGCAAUAGCACUGAAAAUGGUGGAAUAUGUUUUUUUAAGAAUCUUGGAGGUUGGUGGGUUUUCUUUACUCCAGUCUCAUUUUAGCCAUGACAUAGUUCCUUUUUUUUCUUUCCUCCUUCUCGGCUCAGAAGCGCGGAGUCUCCUCGGAGGAGGAAGAAGGCGAGGUAGACAGCGAAGUCGAGCUCCCUCUCCGACAAAGGUGAGUGUUUGCCUGGGUUAGCCCAGUACGACUGGUGGAAGAUGGGGGUGGUUAGCCCCGAGUCCCCCCCCCACACACAAUAGAAUCAAUCUCUGUGCAACAGUAGAUCAGACAUUACUAUGAAGCUGGAGGAGUCAGAACAGGUGAAAGAAAUGUCUUCACACAACUGGCUUUGGACUCAUCUGGCAGGCUCCUGUUGUUUGUUUAUUUUGUGUCAUUAGAGCACCUCAGGGGUGGGGUAACCUCUGGCCCAGGAGCCAGUCUUAAAAUCAUAAAGUUGUGGAGUUGGAAGGGACCCUAAGGGUCAUCUGGUCCAACCCCCUGCAACGCAACAACCGAGGAAACAAGCCAGCCAAGGCAUUGAGUUUGACCCACAAGGCCAUUCUUCCCCAACCCUCAGCUGAAAUCAUCUGUCAGUUGUGCACCGGUUGUGAGGGCCUGUUCCCUGCUGGAGAGAAUUGUUCUUGAUAGGUGAAGUGGCCGUUCAGCAUCUGCUGAAAAAUGCUUUGAUGGAUGGCCUGCACCUUCCUUCCUCUUUUUAAAAAAACAAAUUAAUAAUAAUAAUAAUAAAUAAUAAAUUUUAUUUAUAUCCCGCCCUCCCCAGCCGAAGCCGGGCUCAGGGCGGCUAACAACAAUAAAACAGUACAAAAGUACAGCACAAACAACACUCUAAAAUCAUUCAUUAUAAAAUUAAUUAAUUCAAGCCACUGGCAACCAUUGGGCCAGAGCUCCGCGACGAUUGCCGAGGGAGGGAGUCAGGCUGUGCCCUGACCAAAGGCCUGGUGGAACAGCUCUGCGGAAAGAUGUCAAGUCCCGCAGGGCCCUGGUCUCUUGUGACAGAGUGUUCCACCAGAUCGGAGCCACAGCCAAAAAGCCUUGGCUCUAGUUGAGGCCAGCCUAACUUCUCUGUGGCCUGGGACCUUCAAGAUGUUUUUAUUUGAAGACCGUAAGUUUCUCUGUGGGGCAUACCAGGAGAGGCGGUCCCGUAGGUACGAGGGUCCUAGGCCGUAUAGGGCUUUAAAGGUUAAAACCAGCACCUUAAACCUGAUCCUGUACUCCACCGGGAGCCAGUGCAGCUGGUAUAGCACCGGGUGAAUGUGAUCUCGCAGCGAAGACCCCGUAAGGAGUCUCGCUGCAGCAUUCUGCACCCGCUGGAGUUUCUGGGUCAGUCUCAAGGGCAGCCCCACGUAGAGCGAGUUACAAUAAUCCAGUCUGGAGGUGACCGUCGCGUGGAUCACAGUGGCUAGGUCAGGGUGAGAGAGGUAAGGAGCCAACUGCUUAGCUUGGCGGAGAUGGAAAAUGCCGCCUUUGUUGUAGCUGCAAUCUGCGCCUCCAUGGAAAGGGAGGUGUCGAAGAUUACACCCAAACUCUUAACGGACGGUGCUGGCACUAAUUGCGCCCCCGCAAGAGAUGGGAGUUGCCCCCCCAAUCCCAUAUCGUCCCGUCCCAGCCAGAGGACCUCUGUCUUCGAAGGAUUUAGCUUCAGCCGGCUCCCACGUAACCAUCCAGCCACAAAAAUACAAAUUUAAAAGCUGACUUUCCACCUCCGUAUGUUCUUUCUUUUUUCCUCCCUCUGGCACUCUGGUCAGUGACUGAAAUACAGUGGUACCUCGGUUUUCAAACGUCUCAGACGUCGAAAUUUCAACUUUCGAAUGCCGAAAACCCAGAACUGUGUCGGUUUUCGAAAGCUUUUCGAAAGCCAAACAUGCCACACAGCUUCUGUAUUGAGUUUUCCGGAUGUAAAUGCUUUCGGAAAUUAAUACUUCAGUUUUCAAACGUUUCAGAAGUCGAAUGGUCUUCCAGAACAGGUUACAUUCAAAAACUGAGGUACCACUAUAAAUCGAUUCAUUUCCUCCCCUCGUUGCUGUCCCAAGUACAAUAUCUUUUCCAAUUUUCAUUUCAAAAUCCACUCAUCCCAUCUCCCUUCACAUUGCACGAACAAGUACAGUGGUACCUCGUGUUACGUACCGUCCCCCUUACGAACGCUGCGGGUUACGCGCUCCGCUAACCCAGAAGUAGAUGCCCCUUGUUGCGAACUUUGCCCCAGGUUGCGAGCAGAAGUUGCGCUCUGGCAGUGUGGCAGCAGCGGGAGGCGCCAUUAGCGAAAGCGCACCUCACGUUACGAGCGGUUUCCUGUUACGAACAGACCUCCGGAACGGAUUAAGUACGUAACAUGAGGUGCCACUGUACCAAUUUCUAUUCUGACUUUUAUACACGAUUAUAACCUUUCCUCAAAAAAGUUGAAUACUGUAGGGGAAAUCCUCUUUUACCUAUGUAUAAUACUCAUUAGUCCGUUUUAAAAUCGGAUGACCUGCAUCUUCCAAGGCAGUCUGUUCAACGGGCAAACCGCUUAGACAACCAGGAAACCAUUCCUUAAUGCAGACACACAUUCCCUGGGUGUAGCCAUCCCAUAGCUCAGGGAUGUAGCCAACAUGGUACCCUCCACAUUUUGUGGGACCCCAGCUCCCAUCUCUAACCAUGGGCCACGGUCAGUGCCGGAUUUACGUAUAAGCUAAACAAGCUAUAACUUAGGGCCCCACUCUCUUGGGGGCCCCAAAAAUUUUUAAAGGAAAAAAAACCUGGAUGUCCAUUUCCAAAAUAUAAGAUUUAAAAAAAACCCAAAACCUACAUACAGCAAUGUUGUUUUGUGUUGUGUAGGCUCCUAUUUGUUAUGUGCAAAUGGCUUGAGAUACCUUUUGGGUCCAUAAAUUAUCAGACAGUGGGCGCUCGGGUUGCGAACCUUGAUCCGUGCAGGAAACACGUUCGCAACCCGCAGCGUCCACAACCUGCAGCGCUGCACAUGCGCGGGUCGCGAUUCUGCACUUCUGCGCAUGCACAAAGCGCAAUUUAGCGCUUUGUGCAAGCACCGAAACCCAGAAGCAACCCAUUCCGGUACUUCCAGGUUCGGCGCGGUGCACAGCCCGAAAUCGCGCAACUUGAAGCGUCUGUAACCCGAGGUAUGACUGUAUGGCAUAUAUUCAACACACAAAAAAGCGACAAUUUGUAGUUGACAAAGGACGGCUGGACAUAUAAAGGGCCACAUUACCUUCAGUAGCUCAGGGCCUCAUCAAACCUAACUCUGGCCCUGGCCACAGUGGCUGAGUUGGAGGCCAGUGAGGUUGACUAGCCUGGCACCCCCGUGUUGCCAGAGGGCUUCAUAUUUUCUCUCUCUCUCUCCUGACCCAGGUGGCCUCAAGCGAUGAGCAAGCGGCAGUCGCUCUCCACUUUCAGCUCCGAGAACUUCUCCGAUGGGGACGGCGAGGAGGGCACUGCCAGCGAGGGCACCACAGCAUCCCACAGCGGCGGCACGCCAGAUGUGGCCAGCACCAACACAGACGAACGCCUGGAUGCCGAGCGCUCGGAUGACGACAUCCUGGGGCACUCGGACGGGCUGUCCGAAAAGGAGGCGGCCAUCCAGCUUGUCAAACGCCAGCUCAGUGCUGAGCAGAACCCUGGAGAGGUGGGUGCAGUGCGAGAAUGGGAGGGUGCUGGCAUCCAUUUCAGCUGCUGGGACUUUGUUUUUCCUGUGGGUUUCCCCCUGGUGGUGAACCUGGGCGAUGCAGGAGCUUUGAGAAGGCUGCGAGGUCACUUUUACUGGUGCAGGAAAGCCCAAAAUGUAGGUUACCUGCAGCCCUGAAGGCCAUUGCCUGUUCCAGCACCUACUGGUUUUGGUGGCUUCUGGUCUGUUGUUAAUGUGCAUAAGACUGCACCGUCAGCAAACGUGGAAGCGGGCAGAAUUCAGCCUUGUGAGUGGAUUGGCUCACUAUUUUAUUUUUACAUCAUUAAAUUUCAAGCUGCAUAGGAGGGCCUCCUUUUUGGAAAAAGUUCCCAAGCCAGAAAGAGAACCGAGUGAGAUUGCCAGCGUUCAACCCCUCUCCCUGACAAACCCUUUGCCCUUCCCUGCGCCUAGCAGAAGGAACCUAAAUGUGGCUCACAUGCAAGAUUAGCUUUUUCAUUUUUCUGGGUGUGGAAUAUUUGCUUUAAAGUAUCCUGCUUCCCUCUCAAAGUUAAAGGUAAAGGUAAAGGGACCCCUGACCAUUAGGUCCAGUUGUGGCUGACUCUGGGGUUGCAGCGCUCAUCUCGCUUUAUUGGCCGAGGGAGCCGGCGUACAGCUUCCGGGUCAUGUGGUCAGCAUGACUUAAGCCGCUUCUGGCGAACCAGAGCAGCGCACAGAAACGCCAUUUACCUUCCCACCAGAGUGAUACCUAUUUAUCUACUUGCACUUUGACGUGCUUUUGAACUGCUAGGUUGGCAGGAGCAGGGACCGAGCAACGGAAGCUCACUCCGUCAUGGGGAAUCGAACCGCUGACCUUCUGAUCGGCAAGCCCUAGGCUCUGUGGUUUAACCCACAGCGCCACCCGCAUCGAGGUUGCUGGGCUGCAAAUCACAUCAGCCCUGGGACAGUGGGAGCCGUGGUCCAGUCGCAUCUGGAAGGUCCCAGGUCCCCCAUCCCAGCUUUAAUGAUGAGUAUGCACUGGUAUGAUGGAAGUGGGCAGGAAAAGGUUUCCUCCCUCUCUCACAGCAAUGUUUAAACAUCCGGUGAAGCUGAAUGUCGGGAGAUUCAGGACAGACAAAAACUUCUUCAUGCAGGGCAUAGUUAAGCUGUGGAACUCAUGUCCACAAGGGGCAACGAUGGCUAUUUUGAAAGAGGAUUAAAUGCAUUCAAGGAGGAUAAGUCUAUCAGUGGCUACUAGUCAUGACCGCUAUGCUCUGUCUCUACCGUCAAGAGGCGGUAUGCUUCUAAAUAUCAGAUUGAGGGGAGUGUUGUUGCAAUGAUGUCCUGCUUGCGUUCUUUCCUCAAACAUCUGGUUGGCCACUGUAAGAACAGGAUGCUGGACUAGGUGAGGGACUGGCCUGAUCCAGCAGAGCAUUGGUUAAAGCUUCUUCCUUGCAGCCCGAUUCAGGGCCACAGGUGGCCUCAUGCCGGGUGUUCAUCAGUAUGCAGAUGAUACCCAGCUCUACCUCUCUUUUAAAUCAGAACCAGUGAAGGCAUUGAAGGUCCUGUGUGAGUGUCUGGAGGUGGUUGGAGGGUGGAUGGCGGCAAACAGUUUGAGGUUGAAUCCUGAUAAGGCAGAAGUACUGUUUUGGGGGAACAGGGGGCGGGCGGGUGUGGAGGACUCUCUGGUCCUGAAUGGGGUAACCGUGCCCCUGAAGGACCAGGUGCGCAGACUGGGAGUCAUUUUGGGUUCACAGCUGUCCAUGGAGGCGCAGGUCAAUUCCGUGUCCAGGGCAGCUGUCUACCAGCUCCACCUGGUAUGCAAGCUGAGACCCUACCUGCCUGCGGACUGUCUCGCCAGAGUGGUGCAUGCUCUAGUUAUCUCCCACUUGGACUGCACUGCGCUCUACAUGGGGCUACCUUUGAAGGUGACUUGGAAACUACAAUUAAUCCAGAAUGUGGCAGCUGGACUGGUGAGUGGGAGUGGUCACCAUAUAACACCGGUCUUGAAAGACCUACAUUGGCUCCCAGUACAUUUCUGAGCACAAUUCAAAGUGUUGGUGCUGACCUUUAAAGCCCUAAACGGCCUUGGUCCAGUAUACCUGAAGGAGCAUCUCCACCCCCAUCGUUCAGCCCGGACACUGAGGUCCAGCACCGAGGGCCUUCUGGCGGUUCCCUCACUGCAAGAAGCGAAGUUACAGGGAACCACAGGGCCUUCUUGGUAGUGGCACCCGCCCUGUGGAACGCCCUCCCUUCAGAUGCCAAGGAAAUAAACAACUACAAUGGUACCUCUGGUUACGAACUUAAUUCGUUCCGGAGGCCGUUCUUAAGCUGAAACCAUUCUUAUCCUGAGGCGUGCUUUUGCUAAUGGGGCCUCCUGCUGCGAACGAUUUCCGUUCGCAUCCUGGGCAAAGUUCGCAACCAAGAGAAGGUACCUCCGGGCUAGCAGAGCUCGUAACUUGAAGCGUUCGUAACCAGAAGCAUUUGUAUCCAGAGGUACCACUGUAUCUGCCUUUUAGAAGACCUCUGAAGGCAGCCCUGUAUAGGGAAGUUUUUUAUGUUUGAUGUUUUAUUGUGUUUUUAGUAUUUUGUUGGGAGCCACCCAGAGGGGCUGGGGAAACCCAGCCUGGUGGGCUGGGUAUAAAUAAUAAAUUAUUAUUAUUAUUAUAUUAUUGGGUAUUAUUUCUCCACAUGCCCCGAUUUCCUCACACUCUCCCUCUCAUUCCAGGACGCUGCUGCCUACGAGGAUUCGGACUGCGACAGUGCCGAACUGGACCAUUCAGGCAGCGGGGAGAUGCAGAGACUUCAGGACAUGCCCAGUUUGUGAUUGCACCCGUUUGGCUUUUCCUUCCCCAGGUUGUACAGACCCCUGGCCCUUCCCUUCACCACGACCACCUCCCCAGAUAUUUAUAUAAAUAAUCUAUAAAAGCUCUAUAUAAAUCUAUAUAUCUCAUAAUCUCUGGAAGGAGAGCCAGUGCGCCUCAUCCCUGCGUCCCGUCCCUGCCUUCUUCUGGACUGGUUGUGGGGUCGAGGGCCCCUUCCCUGCCACCAGGGCUUGCAGUUUUCACUUGGGGCAGCUGGAGACGUGGAACAAACGGACACGCAAACCCUGCAGCCGUCAGCCCCGCAACUAAGCAGGAGAGGCCUUCGAUACACGCAGAGAGCAGAGUCGAUCCCUUCUGUUCUGCUGCCUCAUGAGUCUUGGACAUUGUGGGCCCCGGCUGAGGACCAACGAGCUCUAACCAGGCCCAGGGAGUCAGCGAUGGGCCCGUGGGGCAGAGAGAGAAGACCCGGGCUGGGGAAUGGUGCGUUCUUCUACCAAAGGAAGCGGCAAGGAGCUCUCGGCGCACUGGCAAGGCUCAAACAUCUUAGCUGGACCAGGCACAUUGCAGGUGCCAGACUGUUUCUGAUCUGGACUCAAUGCAUGUUUGGGCCGCAGUCAGCACGGAAACCUCCCCCUACCCAGAGCUUUGGAAUAAGUUGUUUUCCUUCCCCUUGCCCCCAAUAUAGCCCUCCCCAAAAGUAACAACCAAAGCCUGAGCGCAACAAGCCCUCUUCUCUUCCA
This is a messenger RNA of Podarcis lilfordi (Lilford's wall lizard), 33228 nucleotides long. The record is from the annotation of a GenBank genome assembly. NCBI's taxonomy places the organism in Eukaryota, Metazoa, Chordata, Lepidosauria, Squamata, Lacertidae.